CGGGGGCGGGAGGCGGCGCUGCCGGCGGGGCCGCCGCAACCUGCCGCCGCCGCCGCCGCCGCCCCGGCCCUUAAGAGGCGGCGCAGGCCGGCGCGCUGCCCGGAGCUGCGCUGCACCGGGCCCCGGAGCCGCGCCGGGCCCCGCACCAUGAGCGGCCGCGUGGGGGACCUCAGCGCCCGGCAGGCGGAGGCGCUGGCCCAGUUUCGGGAGAACCUCAAGGACGUGCUCCCCUGCCUGCCCUCCCAGGACGACUAUUUCCUCCUGAAAUGGCUCCGAGCGCGCUGCUUCGACCUGCCCAAAUCGGAGGCCAUGCUCCGCAAGCACGUCGAGGUCCGGAAGCGCAUGGAUGCCGAGAACAUCCUUGCCUGGGAGCCCCCCGAGGUGAUCAGGAAAUACAUGUCCGGGGGCAUGUGUGGCUACGACCGGGAGGGCUGCCCCAUCUGGUACGACAUCAUCGGGCCCCUGGAUGCCAAGGGGCUGCUCUUCUCUGCCUCCAAGCAGGACCUGCUCAAGAACAAGUUCCGCGACUGCGAGGUGCUGCGGCGUGAGUGCGAGAAGCAGAGCCAGAAGCUGGGCAGGAAGAUCGAGGUGGUGCUGAUGGUUUAUGACUGUGAGGGCCUGGGCUUGAAGCACCUCUGGAAGCCAGCUGUGGACACGUAUGGAGAGCUCCUCUCCAUGUUCGAAGAGAAUUACCCCGAAUCCCUGAAGCGCCUGUUUAUCGUGAAAGCUCCCAAGAUCUUCCCGGUGGCCUACAACCUUAUCAAGCACUUCCUGAGCGAGGACACCCGCAAGAAGGUCGUGGUGCUGGGAUCCAACUGGAAGGAGGUCUUGCAGAAGUAUAUUGACCCCGAGCAGAUCCCUGUGGAGUACGGGGGCACCCUCACGGACCCUGAUGGGAACCCCAAGUGCCCAAGCAAGAUUAACUAUGGCGGGGACGUGCCCCACAAGUACUACGUGCGGGACCAGCUGACACAGCAGUAUGACCACACGGUAGUGGUGAACAGGGGCUCGUCCCACCAGGUCGAGUACGAGAUCCUCUUCCCCGGCUGUGUCCUCAGGUGGCAGUUCAGGUCAGAGGGAGCUGACGUGGGGUUUGGGGUGUACCUGAAGACCAAGAUCGGGGAGCGGCAGCGAGCUGGCGACAUGACUGAGGUCCACCCUAACCAGCGCUACAACUCGCACAUGGUGCCCGAGGACGGCUCCCUCACCUGCUCGGCACCUGGGAUCUACGUGCUGCGCUUUGACAACACCUACAGCUACAUCCACGCCAAGAAGGUCAGCUACACCGUGGAAGUCCUGCUGCCCGAUAAGACCUCGGAGGAGCAGAUCCAGAAACUAGGGGACAAGAUGAGCGAGGUGGCCCUCAAUAGCAGCCCCUAACACCUGGGCCUGGUGCCUUACCGUGCCGGCUCCCCCAGCCCCACACUCUGGCCCCCCCAGCAUGGUGGCAAGUUGUGCCCCCCUGUCACCCUGCCCCGAGAGGACCCUGGGCAAGGGGCCUGAGGGUGCUGGGGCGGCUCCCCUGGGUGUCCUGCCUGGGGCUGGCAUUGAUGUUGGCCUCGCCACCCCCUUACUGGGGAGCAAUAGGGGGGGGCUUUGGUCAGCCCCAUGGGGCAAGCUACUGCCCCCUUGCCCCAUGCUGUUGGUGCCCACCAAAAACAAGUGGGGCAGAGCCUGCCCCUUGCACCUGCCCAGGGCUUUGCCCCCCAUGGCCUGGGCAGGAACCCCCCUCCAUGCAGUGAGUGGGGCCACCUGAAGCACGCACACAAGCACCCUGCACUUUUUGGGGUGCACCAGUCCCCAACGGCUGCUCUCUGCACCCUGAGGAUGGCACCGGCACAUGAAGGAGACCCCCACCCCCCGAGGGCUGCUGGCUGAGGAGGGGCAUAGGGGGCUGGUGGGCAGUGACCCCUGCGUGCCUUAGGGUGUGCCCCAUGGCAGCACGGGGGCCGCGGUGGGAGUAAAGGGAUAGACAGA
Molecule: messenger RNA, 1977 nt
Organism: Dromaius novaehollandiae (emu)
Lineage: Eukaryota; Metazoa; Chordata; Aves; Casuariiformes; Dromaiidae
Gene: SEC14L2
Product: SEC14 like lipid binding 2
Exons: 12
Coding region: 148-1380 (410 amino acids)
Cellular component (GO): cytoplasm
Source: RefSeq, a predicted model, not a curated record